Molecule: messenger RNA, 1344 nt
Organism: Mollisia scopiformis
Lineage: Eukaryota; Fungi; Ascomycota; Leotiomycetes; Helotiales; Mollisiaceae
Exons: 6
Coding region: 1-1344 (447 amino acids)
Source: RefSeq, a predicted model, not a curated record
AUGGAUACCCUCGUGGCUCCCGAGCUUGAUAGUACCACUACGUCGCAAUUGCCACAACCUGAAGAUAUCAGAGAAAUAGCCCUCCACAACACCACGAAAGAGGCGGAGUCGAAGUCGAAGAGCGCCAUUGUCUCCAGUCGAAUCCCUCGCGAGAAUGGCUAUGGAGACUUCUGCUUUGGAAGGGCCAUGUUCAACGAUCGUCUGGCGGGACACCACGAUAGCGAGCACUUCGACUAUCACUACCUUAACUCUGUGGUGACGCCCCAAAGAAGGAUCAGAAUUUUGCGAUAUUUACUCGGUCCCUACUUCAAAAUCGAUUCUGCUGCACAAGCCGAGCACCUAGAAGUCACACUCAGACCGUCCCAGCGGCCAAAGGUGUGCAAGGGAGGAUUUGAUAGCACUCUCUACCACUACUUCAAGUCGAUGGAACAAUACGUCUUUGAAAAUGGUCUGAAGAAUAGACUAUCGCUCCUCAUCGGAGUGGAAGGCAAGAGUAUCGAUGACUGGUGGGACUCGAGAGGAACAUGGGCUCCAAUAAUUGCAUGGUUUACGAAGGUGAAGAAAGCAUAUCUUCAUGAUGCAAAAAAGCAUCCUACUCGAUCACGUCAAUACGAAAUCAACGUCGACAUAUUGAAAUUUAUCACCAAACAGGGCGGUCAAAACCAAGACUGGCCUAUGGUAGAAUUGGCGUGGACUCUUUCGAAUGUCAGUCCUCGAUUUAGACAAGAAGUCGGGGAGGUUCUAUGGAAGCAUACUAAGAUCAAUGUUCGAUUUGACGAGGACAAGGAAUGGGACCCGACAGCAUUCUUUUGCGAGAGACCUGCGAUACUCUUAGGUAUAAAAUCACUACGCAUUGCUUUAGACACAUACGUGGAGUCUGACGAAGAGAUUGACAAAAUGAGUGGAUUUUGUCUAUGGAUCACACAGCACCCAGAGAUUGAGCUGUUCGAUCUCCAGAUCGAUCUACAUUGCGCCAGCAGUAUUUUGGACUUGCUGAUUGAGGACGAAGAUCAAAACCAUUUGUGUCCAGCCCAAUUGAUCAAAGUCACAAAGUCUUUCGAAAUUACGUGGACGUAUGAUGUAUAUUAUGGAUACAGAAAUAGAGCGGAGGUCAUAGCCGAAUUAGAAGAGAAGAGAAAGAAAGUUUUGCCUCAAUUAACCUCGAUGAAAAAGCAGAGUACCUGGAGAAUCGACUUCUCAAGUUUGGGCCUGCUGGUGCUUGUUAGCUUGGAAGAGGCUGUUCAUGCGAUGGCCAAGAGAUUUAAGUCUUGUCAAAUAGUUGGUUCCGAUGACAAGCCAUAUCCUGGUCCUCAUGGGGCAGGGCAAUCUCCACAAUACAAGUAG